AGAAAAAUACAGAAUUAAAUGAAAAAUAACAGUGAGAUGUCAUCGUCGAGGCGUAAACACAAGUUGCAGACUAUAUCCAAAUUUAGAGUUUUCUUUUUUCCUUCUUCUUCGUCUUCUUCAAAACUCAGAUCAUCAUCAGAUCUUCGAAACCCCAAUUUCACAAAUCAGAAAAAGAGUUGCCAUUUCGAGAAAUUGGGAGAUGGCUCCGGUUGGUCCUCGAUCCGGUGAUGCGAUCUUCUCUAGCAUUGAUCGUGUGAAUGCUGAGUUGUUCACGUUGACCUAUGGUGCAAUUGUGCGUCAGUUACUUACUGACCUGGAAGAAGUCGAGGAAGUUAACAAACAGCUUGAUCAAAUGGGUUACAACAUUGGAAUCCGACUUAUAGAUGAGUUUCUAGCCAAAUCUGGUGUUUCCAGAUGCGUUGACUUUAAGGAAACUGCUGAAAUGAUUGCCAAGGUGGGUUUCAAGAUGUUCUUAGGGGUGACUGCAUCAGUGUCAAGCUGGGACGCGGAUGGGACUUGCUGCAGUAUAAUCUUGGAGGACAACCCGCUCGUUGAUUUCGUGGAGCUUCCCGAUACUUGCCAAGGUCUUUACUACUGCAAUGUCUUAAGUGGAGUCAUUAGAGGAGCUUUGGAAAUGGUCUCGAUGAAGACAGAAGUGACAUGGACACGUGAUGUUCUUCGAGGAGAUGAUGCUUAUGAGUUGCAGGUGAAGCUACUGAAACAAGUCGCAGAGGAGUACCCUUACAAGGAUGAUGAAUAAACAAAAUAUCAAUCUCUUAUCUUCCUUGUGCAACAAAGAGACAUUUAAUUACUGUUUGUAGCCUCUCUCUCUCUCUGUUUCUCUGCAUUCUUCGCUUUUUAAGCAAAUUAUACUUAAUCCAACAUUUCUUUAGUGUUUGUUAUGUGAGAAGAGUUUAAGCGUAUUAAUGUCACUACUACAAAAAUCAA
This is a messenger RNA of Camelina sativa (false flax), 948 nucleotides long. The record is from RefSeq and is a predicted model, not a curated record. NCBI's taxonomy places the organism in Eukaryota, Viridiplantae, Streptophyta, Magnoliopsida, Brassicales, Brassicaceae.